Aspergillus tubingensis is the source of this 483-nucleotide messenger RNA. RefSeq lists its product as uncharacterized. The transcript is spliced from 2 exons. Bases 1 to 483 code for a protein of 160 amino acids. NCBI's taxonomy places the organism in Eukaryota, Fungi, Ascomycota, Eurotiomycetes, Eurotiales, Aspergillaceae. The record is from RefSeq and is a predicted model, not a curated record.
AUGGAAUCAACACCACCGGCUGAUGCCAAUACUGCUCCAGUGCCUGCACUUGACCUGAUCCUCGAAGAUCAAUGCCGUGAUUUUUCGAUAGCUGAUGUAACCCACAUCAUCGUCAAACUUCCGUUGGGGAUACUGAACUCGAUCAUGGAGUCUUGUGCCGUGAGCAACAAUCCAAACCAACCACGGCUCUUCAGGGAAUUCAUCGGAAAGGCAAUAUCGAAAGCUUUCUUUGGUGACGUGCAGCAACUGCAGUGCAUGAAGUCUAAGCAGAUCAGGAACGUGGAGUACGUUGGAUACAGGAACGUCCGGAGAACAGAAACUCCCAUAAAGACUCCUCAAGUCAUCGUGGUGGCUCUCUUGGAACCUGUUCCCGGCCAGAACUUGAAGGCGGUUUGGAAGCCUGCCCCAGAACUCACACCUGAAAAGAUUCGAGAGCGUGAGUCUCUGACGCCGUGGGAUUCAAUCAAUAUGCUAACAGUGUGA